Molecule: messenger RNA, 1668 nt
Organism: Salvia miltiorrhiza (redroot sage)
Lineage: Eukaryota; Viridiplantae; Streptophyta; Magnoliopsida; Lamiales; Lamiaceae
Exons: 4
Coding region: 238-1668 (476 amino acids)
Source: RefSeq, a predicted model, not a curated record
CACAUAUUGAUUCUCAUUUGACCGCUUUAUUGAGAACAGUAGUUGGUAGAUAGAUUUGUCAUUACUAUGUCUGAAUUUGAAUUGCCCCUAAAUUGCUCACUCCAUUUCGUCCGCAUAGUUGUGGUGUUUUGCGCGAUUUAAUUUCCCUUUCAUUCCCAAAUCCUUGCCAUUUCAUUUCUUGCUUCCUUGAAACCUAGAGCAACGGACUUAUUUUCAUUUCAGACGACGUUGGAGAUUAUGGCCGCAGUUGAAGAGGGGGCUCUAUUGAGACCAAGCACUAUUAAUGUAACUUCGGACGUUGGCACUUAUUAUAAAAUCAAGUAUUUAGACAAAGUGAAGAAAAAUUUAAAGGAUAAAGGUGGUGAACAAUUGUUAAAUAGAUUUUUACGGGGUUGUUUUGGACAUUUAUUGGAUUGGAAUCCUGGUCCGAAAUGUGCAAUGGCCAUUCAUCAAGUAGUCUCUCACCAAAUAAAGUCAAGCCGUGAUGGCCUUUUCUUUUUAUUGAAUAAUACGAGAGUUCAUUUUUCGAAGAGGGAUUAUGCUUUAGUGACUGGUCUUAAUUUUGGUGAUUUUAAUGUAGAUAUGUCGCGUAAUCAUGAUUUGAGUGGAGUGGAAGUGUUUAAUAAAUUUAAUUGUGGUGAGUCUCAUGUGAAACUAUCAACCCUCAUUGAUCUUUUUGAGAAUUUUGAAAUUGAUGAUGAGGAUGGUAGUUUAUACUUGAGGAUUGCCUACAUUAUAGUCCUAUAUGGCAUGCUUGUAGGUUAUGAGACUGAUAAAACAAUUGAGCAUUGGGUUUGGGCAUUGGUAGAUGAUCUUGAUGCAUUUAACCAAUUUCCGUGGGGGGCGUAUACGUAUAAUUUGUUGUGUUACUAUACGACAAAUUCAAGUAAUGUGGUCUGUAAUUGUGUUGCUGAGUUUGCGCACCCUAAAUGUUUGAAGUGGAAGUUUCGUAGUAGACCGGCUACGAAGGAUUUACGGCCCUUCUUCGAGAAAGAGGAGCAAGAGUUAUUGGAGUUGGUCGCAGACGAAUUUGAAGUCAGCACUAUGUACUACUUAUCUACCAUUGGUGUGUAUAUGGGGGCACAGCAUGAUGAAGCUCGUGUGUAUAUGGGGGCACAACAUGAUGAAGCUCCUAAUCAGGAUUUCCCAUAUGGGCCUUCACACGACAUUCAUGUUGAAGAGCAAGAACAAGAGGAAGGAGGAGCUCUGCAUGAUAUACCUAUUUCUGCGCAUGAUUUGGCUGCGACAGUGAUGGACACACGGGCGCGGAGUUCAUCUUCCCAUGAAGAGGGUCGUCGUAGACGAGCUAGGGAAAAGCGUGUUCGGCCACCUACUACAUCUUCAUCAUCUAGUAGCGGCGAUCAUGCUAACCGGCGUGUAGACCGUGAAUUUAUGGAGACAGUUGUGAGGAGGAUGGAUGAGGCACACGAGGAGAGAAUGAAAAGGCACAGCGAUGCUUUACAUGAACGGGUCAAGGGGACAUUGAAGGGGUUUUUCGAGGAGUUGAAGGGUUUUUUUAGUUGUAAGAGUGUCCGAGCUACGGUUGUUCGUUCUCCUGUUCAUCGACCUACACCGGCACCCGAUGCAAGACAGAGUGAUGAUAUACCCGACGAGGGCACCGAGGAAGGCGAUGUUCCUCGUGUUGAUAAUGUUACACCAUCGCCAUAG